Molecule: messenger RNA, 943 nt
Organism: Ipomoea triloba (trilobed morning glory)
Lineage: Eukaryota; Viridiplantae; Streptophyta; Magnoliopsida; Solanales; Convolvulaceae
Product: vesicle-associated membrane protein 711-like
Exons: 4
Coding region: 84-746 (220 amino acids)
Biological process (GO): vesicle-mediated transport
Cellular component (GO): membrane
Source: RefSeq, a predicted model, not a curated record
AAGGAAAGGCAUAGCUGCCGUGCAUAUACGCAUAUAGUGAGAGAGGGGGAGAGGGAGAGAGAGGGAGAGGGAGAGAAGGGAAAAUGACGAUAUUAUAUGCGUUGGUGGCCCGGGGAUCCGUAGUGCUUGCGGAGCACAGCGCGACGACGACGAACGCGAGCACGAUCGCUAGGCAGGUGCUUGAGAAGAUCCCUGGGAGCAACGACACCAACGUUUCAUACUCUCAGGAUCGCUACAUUUUCCACGUUAAGCGCACCGAUGGCCUCACCGCCCUCUGCAUGGCCGACGACGUCGCCGGCAGAAGACUUCCGUUUGAUUUCCUGGAGGAUAUUCAUCAGAGGUUUGUGAGAACCUAUGGCAGAGCAGUGCUGUCUGCACAAGCUUAUGCCAUGAAUGAUGAAUUCUCAAGGGUCCUUGCCCAGCAAAUGGAAUAUUUCGCCAAUGAUCCAAAUGCAGAUAGAAUAAACCGGCUAAAAGGUGAAAUGAGUCAGGUGCGUAAUGUGAUGGUUCAGAACAUUGAUAAAGUUCUAGAGAGAGGGGAUCGUUUGGAAUUGCUGGUUGAUAAAACUGCCAACAUGCAUGGAAACACCUUGCGCUUCAGGAGGCAGGCCCGACGAUUCAGAAGCACAGUAUGGUGGAGAAAUGUGAGGCUUAUAGUUGCGCUGAUACUCCUCCUGGUGCUUGUAAUCUACGUAAUUUUGGCCUUCACUUGUCACGGGAUUGCACUUCCAUCAUGUUUGAAUUGAGAUUCAGGCAUUAUCCACUGCUUUCUUCUUCUUCUUCUUGUUCAUUUUGUUGCAUAUGGUUUAUUUUUUAGGUCAUAAAAAGAAAAAAGAAAAGGUAGAUUCUUGUUUCCACGAGGGGAUGGAAGGGUGGAAUGAAAGAAAAUACAAUUAGUUUGUAUUGACAGGUUGUAUGUUCUUACUGCACCCUAGUUUCAUAA